AUGUCUGCAUCAGAAAUAGGUGGAUCGAUGCCAGUGAUCCGAAGCAUAACGCUGACUGAACCCCAGCUCGGGUCUGAUACAACAGGUCUUGACCUCGAGUCUCAACACUCAGUUCCGACUCUCCCAGAGGAAGAAGUAGUGCCAAUGAUAUUUCCGAAUUGGCCGCCGCAUCAAAGCGAAUACGUCAAGAUCGUGGAAGCCAUGGGCAAGGAAGGAUACCCUGGACUACUCAAGGCUGUCUUCGACGAGGAACGAGCCCGCGAUCAUGCGUCCACCCGAGAGAUGGACUUCGAUCAGUUCAAGGAGCCUGCAAUGCGAAUUGUCGGAGCUAUGCCUCAGCCGCUGCUAGGUCACAUAAUCAGCGGCAAUGUUCAUCAAGCAUGGGUCAACGAAGAGAAUGGCGUCCGUGACUACAUGGACAAGCUCAGACAGUUGAUGACACCUUUGCCGUCGCAGGCGGACAUCAACGCACCUCCGCCGGGUAUAUACCAGCUCAUGCUAGUAGACGACAAAGGCCUAUCGCCAACCGAGUUUCAACUAUUUGAAGCUUGUUCGCAACUGGUCAUAUACUGUGGGGCUGACAAAGAUUCCAACGCUGCAGCUGACCAAGAAAUUGCGAUGAAAAUCGACAACUGGAAGUCAUCAGAUUGGGAUAUAAACCGUACCCUCAAUGGUGCAAGGAGAUACUUGUGUAGCGACCAGAACUCCAUGGCGGUUGACCAAGUAAAGAAGCAGAACCUGCUCAAAUUCCGCGAUGCAUUCUGUUCGGGCUAUUUCCCUGAAACCCCAUACGGAGAACUUCUGGGACCACUCAAGCAACCACUCCAAUACUUCGGCUAUUCUCAGAUGCUAGCCGACAGUCUUAAGGACCACAUCGAGCAUACGGGCGGCAGCUGCAUCAUGUACGCUGUCGAAGCGGCUUUGAAUACCUGCGUGAAGGGGGGGGAUAAAUUCCGUCUCCGGGGUGGUUGUAUCCACCAGUGUGUUGAACCGGAGGAUUGUGUUCUGGCCGAAGUGGUUUUCGCCCGCCUCGGUCAUGGAUACAUCGAGUCGGGUUGCGGCUUCGCUGUAGCUCCGGCUGGGGAGCCCAACCCGGCUCCUUCUGACAAAGAACCAACUUGGUGGGGGCAUUGGCAGGAGUGGUACCUGGCAAACACCAGUCUCGCCAAGAAUGCCGCCUGGGAAGUGGUGCGGACGAAGAAGGGCUCCAUCGAUAUCGACAACAACAUAUUGGAGUUGAUGUCGUGCCGAGACAUUGUCAGAAACCACAAAAGCGAUAUGGAGCAGCUCUUCAAACGUAUCCUCGCCAACAGGAAGAAAGAUGAGGAAUCUUUCGGCAAGAUCAUCCAGAAAUUGGUUGUUGAGUAUAAAGAAGAGUUGAGACAAGAGCUCCAACGGGAAGAGGAAGCCGCGAUAAACAGAGCCAUGGAGAUUUCUGCCCGUUAUGGUCUCAACUGGGGCCUCGACAUUGGCCUCAAAUGUCCCACAGAGGUCUGGCUAUCCCAUUGA
This is a messenger RNA of Aplosporella prunicola CBS 121167, 1509 nucleotides long. RefSeq lists its product as uncharacterized. The record is from RefSeq and is a predicted model, not a curated record. NCBI's taxonomy places the organism in Eukaryota, Fungi, Ascomycota, Dothideomycetes, Botryosphaeriales, Aplosporellaceae. The transcript has a single exon. The coding region runs from base 1 to 1509 and encodes 502 amino acids.